Messenger RNA from Cladocopium goreaui, 1744 nucleotides. The record is from the annotation of a GenBank genome assembly. Lineage: Eukaryota; Dinophyceae; Suessiales; Symbiodiniaceae.
CCAAUAUAACAAAGCUUACGUUCAUAACCUCUGCCAAAGACCCUUCUCGUGGCCGAUUUCUUGAUCUGGAGCACCAUGUCGAAAGGAUUUCUGCCUUUGCUCUUCACCUUGGCGGCUGCCCAUAGCUUCCUGAACUCCAACGAGGUGACAGAGAACGAGGUGCAACAGAGCUUGAUGGACAACCUGGUGACAGACGUUGAAAUGGGUCCGAAGUGGGCUGAAAUUCACCAGGCACUUCUGCCCACGUACAAUGCUCUGCCGAAGAAUUCGCAGGGAUUGAUCGAUCACCAGGCCGUGCGCUACGUGCUUCACCGUAUGUUCGUUCAGAAGUAUGGCUGGUACAUCAAAGGAUUGGAACCCAGUGGUGAUAACUGGCAUGAAGAGACGCCUGAGAAGCUGGAAGUGGUCAAGGUCAAGGAGUGGGUGCCGACCUAUUUGCAAGACUUGUUGGAAAAGAGGCUGCACCACAAGGGCCUGGACCUGAAGGGCCUUGUACAAUUGGCCCUGUCCCUGGAGGAGCUCGUUAGUCAUGAGGCCAAGAAUCGUUUGAAGACGGCGUACCAGAUUCACGACUUCCCAACGUCAGGGGAGAUGGCACGCAUCGAAGCGGAUGACGUGGUGCGCACCUGGUACGUCAGCUUCCUCCUGGCUGGGAACUUCUCGGCCUCCUCUCCCGAGGAGGUCCACUCCAAGAAGGCCAUCUUCGCCAGGAGGUAUUCCGAUUGGCAGGAUGCUGACAAUUGGCUUGGCGAGCUGGAAAAGGAACACUACCAAGGCAUUUCUGCCCCAACCUUCGAGUCCAACUUCGACUUGGUGCAGAAGAUCGGCGAGAGGUAUUUCCGCUUCAACGACGGGGAAUGUCGUGCCUUGAAGGCCACCAUGCAAGACAUGGAAGGCAAGAAGGCCGGACGCGUGCGCCUCUCGACCUUCUACAAAAAGUCUCUCUAUAGUCACUGGCGAUUCACGGAGAAGGCUGACUACUUGCGACGACUGGGUGCGCUGGAUGACUCGGAUCCUCAACAACCUCAGGUCAUAAUGGCCAACUACAUGAUGGCCCGACCCAACUGUUUGGAAGCUUCUGGUUUGUAUGCCAUUUGCUGCCGAAAUGAGUGUGAAGAUCUCAUGGGCCAGUUGGAGGGUGAACUGAAGACUUCCAUGGCCGAGCCUUCCAGGAUCCUGCAAAUGGUUACCAACAUGUCGUCGGACACAGUGGUGGCGCCUCGUGCUCUGAGCCAAGCCCUCCAGACGCGCCUGCGGGAAGUUGCCAACCUCCACGGUGGUCGGGUGCCGAUCCAUGGCCGCCUCUUUGCCCAAUGGAUGCACCACGCUUUCCCCAGGGAGUGCCCUUACCCGCAUGAGUUUGGCACCACCAGUCCACAGACACCCGAUGAGUGGAUGAAGGAGACCGGAGCCAGCGACUCAUCCGCCACCAUGGAGGAGAUGCAACAGCAGGUUGCAAGCGAUGUGUGCCAGCUCGACGACAACGGCAACCCCAAGGCCGGCUGCAACGAGGACGAGGAUCUGCCUUGGAGUGGUGCCGAGGAGCUCUUGGUGAAGAGCACCGUGGUCAAGAGUCUUGGCGAGCCGGAGGUGCCAAUGGUGCCAAGAUCGGUCAAGGAACCGGAGGACGCGGAGAAGGAAAAGGUGGAGGCCAAAUCAUCGGGAUCGAUUGGAGUCAUUGUUGCAGUACUACUGUCCCUUUCCCUGGCAGCAGCUUUGGUGUGGGACUACCUGCGAGCUUCAG